AUGAGUGUUCACGAGUCCCCCGAAACCCAAAAAAGAUCUCUAGAUGAUGAUCACCUAGAGGAGGAUCUUGCGAUCAAGCCAACACAGACUGCUCAAACUGCCCAUCAUGAUGUCGUCUUUGGGGAAAUCAGCGAGGACGGUCCUAACUACCGCAAUGUUGGCUUUGUUGGAACAGUGAUUCUCAUGAUGAAGAGCCAGAUUGGAUUGGGAAUUCUCUCCAUCCCAAGUGCCUUCAACGCACUCGGAAUGGUUCCAGGCGUCAUUGUGCUUGUUGGUGUUGCCGCGCUCACUACUUGGUCCGAAUAUGUCAUUGGCCACUUUAAGCUCAACCACCGCGAAGUGUAUGGAAUUGACGACGCAGCAGCCUUGAUGUUUGGCCCUAUCGGCCGGUGGGUCUUAUCGGUUGUAUUUUGUCUUUACUACAUUUUCGUAAGCGCUUCAGGUAUACUGGGCCUCUCAAUCGGGUUGAAUGCAGUUUCGACACAUGGAUUAUGUACCGUCGUCUUCGCCGUCAUUGCAGCGAUUCUUGGCUUCGCAACCGCGAGUGUACGGACUCUUGGUCGUAUUACCUGGCUGGCAUGGGUUGGACUUCCAUGUGUGAUCAUAUCGGUAAUGAUUGUCACGAUUGCUGUCAGUCUUCAGGACCGCCCUUCCUCCGCACCCAAGGGCGAUGGACCCUGGACUUCCGAUUUCAAAAUUGUCGGCAGCCCAACAUUUGUCGAAGGCAUUACGGGGGUGUCGAACCUCAUUUUUGCAUUUUCAGGCACACCUGGAUUCUUUGCUAUUGUAUCGGAGAUGCGUAAUCCUCGCCAAUUCACCCCAGCACUCCUCAUCUGCCAAGCCACUGUGACUUCCAUCUACCUCAUCGUGGCUUGUAUUAUAUACUAUUAUUGCGGCUCUUAUGUCUCGUCGCCCGCCCUCGGUUCCGCUGGUGGCCUUGUGAAACAAAUAUCCUAUGGGAUCGCGUUGCCCGGGUUGGUUGUUACAACAACGAUAGUCACACAUAUCCCAGCCAAGUAUAUGUUCGUUCAUAUCCUUCGUGGGUCUCGGCAUUUGACCAGCAACAGCUUUACCCACUGGAUCACCUGGCUCAGCUGUACAUUGGGCGUCACUGUAAUCGCAUACAUCAUUGCCAGCACUAUCCCUGCAUUUGACGCCUUAGUGUCUCUUAUUGGAGCAUUACUUGGGACAAUUCUUUGUUUACAACCUUACGGUUGCAUGUGGCUGUACGACAAUUGGUCUGGGGACAGAGGAAAAAGAUCAUGGUGGCCAAUGGUCUUUCUCAGUGUAUUUGUGGUGGCCUUUGGAUCAUUUGUUACCGUCGGGGGUACAUAUGGAACUGUGAUCGGCAUCAUGGACUCCUACAAAGCGUCCGGUGGUGCUUCUGCCUUUUCCUGCGCAGACAAUUCCAACUCGACUUGA
Molecule: messenger RNA, 1422 nt
Organism: Penicillium salamii
Lineage: Eukaryota; Fungi; Ascomycota; Eurotiomycetes; Eurotiales; Aspergillaceae
Source: the annotation of a GenBank genome assembly